UGUCAAUCAUUGGGUCCCGGCUGGCGAUUCCUGGCCUGCACUCGGCGAUCAUCGGGUAAAGGUGACAGGAGAGAGACCUAUGUAUAAACAACACUGGUCUCUCUCAUGUCAGCAUGGAAAUGUUUCCCUAGUAAAACACAGCACACAGUGAAACAAACACAGCACACAGUUAACCCUUUGAUCACCUCACAUGUUAACCCUCUUCCUGCCCAGGUACUUUUACCCCCUUCCUGCCCAGGCCAAUUUUCAGCUUUCAGCACUCACACUUUGAAUGACAAUUGCACAGUCAUGCAACACUGUACCCAAACUAAAAUGUCAUCAUUUUCUUCA
Molecule: messenger RNA, 330 nt
Organism: Staurois parvus
Lineage: Eukaryota; Metazoa; Chordata; Amphibia; Anura; Ranidae
Source: the annotation of a GenBank genome assembly